UGUAACUCCAACAGUGUAACUGUUCCUGAGACCCAGGAGGUCAGAAGUCAGAGCAAGCCCCCAGCGACCCCCACGACCUUCAACCCCACGACCUCCAGGACGUUCCCCGGGCUCCCCCAGCAGAGGGCAGCAUUGAAGCCGCUCUCCACCUCAGUGAAGCUCCGCCCCCCUGCCUCCCAGAACAAGCCGAAGCCUCACCAGUUCCGCUGGAAGACGUUUCCCAGUCCGAUGAAGUGCCAGCGCUGCACCUCGCUGAUGGUUGGACUGGUGCGGCAGGGAUACCAGUGCGAAGCGUGCAGCUUCGCGUGUCAUGUGACCUGCGCCUCUAACGCCACGAUCUGCCCCACGCCCCCCCCGACCAGGUCAAGAAAUCCAUGGGGGUGGAUCCAGUGAGGGGGCACCGGGACUGCCUUCGAGGGGCAACUGAGCGUCCCCAGGCCCGCGGGUGUGAAGAAGGGCUGGCAGCGAGCCUUCGCUGUGGUCAGUGACUUCAAGCUCUUCCUGUUUGACCUCCAAGAGAGUCGAGCCGCCCAGCCGAGCAACGGAGCCGCCCAGGUCAUCGAUAUGAGGGACCCUCAGUUUUCGGUGAGCUCUGUCUUCGCCUCUGAUGUCAUUCACGCCAACAAGAAGGACGUCCCCUGCAUCUUCAGAGUCACUGCCUCCCAGCUCUCCGCCCCCAGCACCAAGCUCUCUGUGCUCCUAUUGGCUGACAGUGAGAGUGAGAAGGGACGCUGGGAGGCAGUGCUUAACGAGCUGCACCGCCUCCUUGUCAAGCACCAGCUCCCUGAUAGGUCCGUCUACCUGCCCAAAGAGGCCUACGACCCCGCCCUCCCCCUCAUCCGCAACGCCCAAUCGGCUGCCAUCGUCGAUCACGAACGUAUUGCUUUGGGGACCGAGGAGGGUCUGUACCUCAUCCAGGUCACGAACAACGUGAUCCUGCAGCUGGGGGACUGUAAGAAGGUCACUCAGAUGCAGGUUGUUCCGGAGGCCCGUGUCCUGGCCGUGGUUUCGGGUCGGAACCGCUCCCUGCGGCUCUACUCCUGGGAGGACCUGCAGAACCCAGAAUGCAGCGGAACCAAGAUCCAGGAGAGCCGCGGGGUGCAGGCGCUGGGGAGCGGCCGGCUGUGUGGGGGGGGCCAGCCAUGCCUGUACAUCGGGAUCAAGAGACAGGUUUCCUGUUACUCUCUCACUCCCGGGAAGUCUGGCUAUCAGAAGCUGUGUGAGUUCCAGGCUCCAGGCUCAGUGCAGUGGCUGGGGGUGUUUGGGGAGCGGGUGUGCGUGGGGUACCCCGGUGGUUUCACGCUGUACCCCGUGGGGAGCGAGUCCGGGGGCGCGGAGGGGGACCCCCCCGUGUUCCUGCUGAGCCCGGACGACCCCUCGCUGCAGUUCCUGAGCCAGCCCCCCCUGGUGGACGCGCUGUGCGCGGUGGAGGUCGCGCGCGAUGAGCUGCUGCUGUGCUUCAGCUGCCUGGGCAUCUACGUGGACUGCCAGGGGCGCAGGGCCAGGGGCAGGGAGCUCAUGUGGCCGAGCAGCCCCUCCGCCUGCUGUUACAGCGCCCCCUACCUGUCUGUGUACAGUGAGAACGCAGUCGAUGUGUUUGAUGUGAAGACGAUGGACUGGGUGCAGACUGUGCCCCUGAGGAAGGUGCGCUCUCUGAACUCAGACGGGAUGCUCAGUGUCUUUGGCAGUGAGACGGUGAGGCUGAUGUACCUGAGUAACAAGCUGACCGGCCGGGAUGAGUUUUCCGUUCCGGAGACGAAGGAGAACAGCGGGAGGCAGCUGCUGAGGAGCAAGACCAAGAAGUGGUUCAACUUCCGGAUCUCCGACGAGGAGAGGCAGCAGCAACGCAGGAACAUGCUCCGGGACCCCUCCAUGCGUUCCAAGCUCAUCUCGAACCCCACCAACUUCAGCCACCUGGUUCACGUGGGGCCGGGGGUGGGGGUGCCUGGCCUGAAGGGUGACCCCCGUGACCCCAGCGACUCCAGUGUGACCCCCAUGUCCCGCCCCCGCAGCGCCACUGAGUCGGGGCGCCCCCUGUCUGCAGAGAGCGAGCGCUACAUGAAGGAGCUGCACGCUAAGCGUCAGUCCCGUGUCUCGCUGGCUGAAGAGCUGCUCCCGUCCCCACAGGGUCUCUUCACUGAGGGGGGCAUGCUGUCUGAGAUCUCUGAUCAGACUCGACACCUCCGAGCCGAGCCCCCCAGGGAAUAACCCGGAACCACGCCGGGUGUAGAACCCAACUCAGGACCACCACCGGGACCUAGAACCCCAAACCAGGACCGCCGCUCUAGAACCCUCCCCUGGACCACUGCCGGAUCAAGACCACUACUCUAGAAACCCCACCCUGAUCCAGAUCGCCUCUAGAACACAAACCACCCCAGAUAGCACUUGAUCUUAAAUCCGCCAUGGAGCUGCUGGCUCCUCUAGAACCCCCCCCCCCCCCCGCACACAGCCCAGCCCGGAACCGGAACCGGCACCCCCCUCGGUUCUACUGAAAGCCAAAUGUGUGUCUUUUUAAUUUAUUUUUUUAAUGGCGAUGUGCAAUCAAAGCAAUGUGUUCUUUAGUGUAUUAUUAUUAUUUUUACUAAAGACGAGGUCACAAAAAGUGAGAUUAUAUUUCACAUUUUAUUAGAAUUUUUUAGUUGGUUAUUUUAAAAUCCGGGUUUCACAUCCCCUUUAAGAGAAAAUGUCUUUCCCUUUAAGAGCUCGGUGAUUUAUUAUUUUUUUUACAUGAAUAUAUAUAUUAAGAUAGAUUUUAAUUUGAAUGUUUUUGUAAAACCCAGGAACUAAGCAGUUAAAGGGAUUCAUGUUAAUGCUUGCAUGGCAUUUUCAAGGGAGGCGGUUUUAGCCUCAAUCUCAGGUUUCAGCCUCCUCCUGUGUUACAGCUGCAUGUGUUUUUUUUGUUUUGUGAAAAAUGCUGUUAUUAUUAGUUUAAUUUUCGUUCAUUUUUUUGUUUAUUUCAUUCAGGGUUUUAAAAAAAAAACUAUUACAGGGAGAUGGAAAGCAAGGAACAUAUAUCAGUUUCUAAUAUGGAAUGUAUAUUACUGUAAAACCAGAACUCCUGGAUAAGCACGGAGCAGAGGGAGGCUGUUCAGAGAGUGGAAGAGCCUCCCUUUCUCUUUCUCCCUCUCUGUCUGCUCCACCAGCACGGAGCAGAGGGAGGCUGUUCAGAGAGUGGAAGAGCCUCCCUUUAUCUCUCUCUCUGUCUGCUCCACCAGCACGGAGCAGAGGGAGGCUGUUCAGAGAGUGGAAGAGCCUCCCUUUAUCCCUCUCUCUGUCUGCUCCACCAGCACGGAGCAGAGGGAGGCUGUUCAGAGAGUGGAAGAGCCUCCCUUUCUCUUUCUCUGUUCCACCAGCACGGAGCAGAGGGAGGAUGUUCAGAGAGUGGAAGAGCCUCCCUUUCUCAUUCUCUCUGUCUGCUCCACCAGCACGGAGCAGAGGGAGGCUGUUCAGAGAGUAUAAGAGCCUCCUGUUCUCAUUCUCUCUGUUCCACCAGCACGGAGCAGAGGGAGGCUGUUCAGAGAGUAAGAGCCUCCCUUUCUCAUUCUCUCUGUCUACUCCACCAGCACGGAGCAGAGGGAGGCUGUUCAGAGAGUAUAAGAGCCUCCCUUUAUCUCUCUCUCUGUCUGCUCCACCAGCACGGAGCAGAGGGAGGCUGUUCAGAGAGUGGAAGAGCCUCCCUUUCUCUUUCUCUGCUCCACCAGCACGGAGCAGAGGGAGGCUGUUCAGAGAGUGGAAGAGCCUCCCUUUCUCUUUCUCUGCUCCACCAGCACGGAACAGCAGAGGGAGGCUGUUCAGAGAGUGGAAGAGCUGGAUAACUACUUAGACUCUAUAAAGAGUGAAAAUGAUUCAAUUGUACAGAUAUUGAAUAUUUUUUUUACAUUUGUAGGUCUUGAUUUUCUGCUAAGUUUGACAGAUACAGGAGCAGAUAGGUUUUGUUCAGGUUCAAAGUGCUGUUUUUUAUUUUUUAACAGUGUAAUGUAUGGUGAUGCUCAACACAGGCUUGUGGUGUUGUUUUAAGCAGGGGCCAAAGUUUAAAUGAUUAUUCAGUAACAGCUUCGAGCUGGCUUGCUGACUCUGUAAGCAUCGUGCCUGUGUGUCUGGCAGAGACUGUGUAAUUAUCAGAGUUCUGCCAAUGCCUUAUUGUGAGCGCCAUCAAGAAGUAUUGAAUGAAUAUGCAAUGAUCCAGCAUGAGACACGACUCAGUGUGUGAGAAACAUGACCUCAGAGACACACAGAACUGCAGCUGAUGAGCACGUGUGUUUAUGAAGGGUAAGACGAGGUGUUACUAAGGGAUGAGUCGUGGAUCGGGGAGAGGGACGCCCCCACACCCUGGAAUACGAAGGAGGGAGGUGUGCAAGAAUGUGAUUGGAAGGGAAUCGCAGUGCAUGCGAGAAUGUAUAGUGUCAUGUGUUUGUGGUUUGUUUUCUAAAUACAAAAUAAUGUUUGGUUUGUUUUUGGGUGUUUCAGUUUAUGGCGGAAUUAUAUGUGUGUGUUGUUGGGUGAAUGAGGGAAGCGAGGGGUGUUAUGGAAAAUGUUGGGAAUAAAAUAAAAUGAGGCAAAGAAUUUGUGGUG
Acipenser ruthenus (sterlet) is the source of this 4572-nucleotide messenger RNA. Its product is annotated as serine/threonine-protein kinase MRCK alpha-like. Gene Ontology annotation, biological process: peptidyl-threonine phosphorylation; actomyosin structure organization. Lineage: Eukaryota; Metazoa; Chordata; Actinopteri; Acipenseriformes; Acipenseridae. Gene Ontology annotation, molecular function: protein serine/threonine kinase activity; ATP binding. The record is from RefSeq and is a predicted model, not a curated record. Gene Ontology annotation, cellular component: cytoplasm; cytoskeleton; actomyosin.